AUGCCAUGCGGCUAUCGUACCUCUCCGCGGCAGCCUGCGUAUGCGCGGGGGGCGGGCUGCAGUUUCCACUGUGUUCGUACUCCCGCGGCGCAUGGCAGAGCACCAGGUGCUGUUGCUGCUGCUGCCGCUGGAGCCUCCCCAUCCAUGCUGUCAUCUCUGCCAGAGGAGCCAGUGACAGAGGCUGCAUAUCGCCUAAGCCCGCAGGAGGUGCAACGUCGUGCGCAACAGGUGCUAACGGCGCAGGUGCGCAGCUUGCUCGAGGCGCGACUCCAAGAACGCUUGCGGCAAACCCGCGUCGCACAUGCACAGCGAAACGCGACACGCAGCCCCCCAACCCCACCCGCGCCGUUGCCUGUGCCUCCUUUCGACACCCACAUGGCCAAUACCUGGCCGAAUAGUGCCUCUUUUGACGCCACUGACGGGGCUAGCGCUGCACCUACCCCUGCUAAGCUGGAGUCGCUCUACGAGGAAGCCUCGCCACUCAUCACCGCGCAGAUGUCGACGGACGGAGGCACUGCCGGCGGGGCUACCACGCGUCCGGGCGCGACCGCCGCUGCAUCAGCGGUGCACUCCCCGGCGGAGAUGUCCAUAACUGACGUGAACGCGUACUCGGCAGUGGAGCUGGUGCGCGUGCACCGCCUCAAGGGUGUGCCGAACCACAACCGUGGCCUCUUCGCCGGCUUUUCAAGGCGCUAUUUUACGACUCGCAGCGGGCACUACACGGUUGGCCGAGGCGGCGAGGGAAACCGUCGCGUGCGGUCGGGCGUCUCUGGGUUUAUGUGGAACGCACAACGCCACUCCGGCGCUGUCUCUACCCCCCCGCCACGGCUCACGAUGCGGUCCCUCUUUGUAGAUAACCGAAUCCUGUUUGAGUGGACGGAGAGCGACUCUUCGUACGGUGUGCAGAAAGGUGACGAGUCCAGUGGUCAGCGCGAUGACGGGACGGUGUUCUCCGACACCUUUGACAUGGACGACGUUCCUCUCGGGCACGCGCUCAAAAGGAUGCUGGAGCACACGUAUGGAAAGAGGAUGACAGCGGAGCAACGGGCAGAGGCGGCGCGGCGGCUGCGGGAGCGCCGUGAGGGCCAGCAGGGUAAGAGUGGUAGAUACCGUGUGCGGAAGGGCAAGGGCACUGAUGGUAGCCCGAACUCAUCCGCCGACGGAGACGCCAUGACGGACGGCGACGACUCCUUCUUGUCCGGCGUGAAAGACGGCUCAUCCAAUGUCGGCAGGACUGGACAACAUCGACGGGUUCCAGCAGACAAAGGCUCCCGCAGUGGGGCCGCCUCCCAAAACUCGAAGUGCGGCGUUAUCGUUGUGCAGGACCUGUCGCCGGUCCAACUCGUGUGUGACCAUAGCAUGUUCCCGGUGGUGGACACGCCAAUGCUCUCUGCGGGUGCCACGUCGCACAACUGCGACGACCCUCUUCUCACCUUUGCAGCUCCUGGUCAUCGCUACUCGACAAGCGCCGACGGAGGCAGUCUGCGACACAGUGGUGGUGGGGACCACCUGAACGCCACGUUCCUCGCCGCACUCUCACUUUCCUCCCUGGGCCACACCAUGACCGUCGAUGAGGCCGAGGCGCACCGACGCAAGCGGCACUUCCACGUCGGUUUCGAAAGCUUAAGCACAGGGAGUAGACCAGGGGGCGGUGAUGGGCCUGCAGGGCUUAGCGAGGUUAGGCGCAGUGGUUCUGGCACUAUCGACGGCCGCGGCGCAUACGGAUCUGUGUCGCUGCCAAGCUCUGGCGAGCAGCACCGGCAGCUUAGCCACACUGCCUGCCUCUACACAGAUGAAGAGACUGUCGUCGUUGACAAGCGGCUAUCAGCCGUUGCAGGAGAGCUGCAGGAUGGCGCACAGUACGCAUCGUCGGUCGCCCCUGGCGCAAGGGGUGGCAGCGGUGCAGCAGGUGGCCUUGAUGACGGCGGCCGUUACACCGCAAGUCGAGCUGGCGAAGGAAUUUCCUCGGCGACAGGUCAGGGCACGGACGAAGGGCUCACAGCAGAGGAGACGCAGCAGGGCAUCUUGGCAUCUCUCUCGGGGGCCUCCAUCUCUGUCACCGUCACCUCAGAAGACGACUUGAUGGUCCCCCUCAAGGACAACGGCGACAGCGGUAACCUCGACGAGUUCCUCACACACUUCCCUGAGGAGGAGAACCAUGUCCGCCUGCGUCGAGCCGCCAAGAACAUCCUUGACGGCGUGGAGAACAUGUGGGACGAGGACGACAGCAGCCGCAGCGCCUUCCUGUUGCCAAAAUUCCUCAACCUGAAUUUCCAGUUUCCGGGGCUUGACGACGUCAUCGGCGGCUCCGAUGGACUCGAUGAUCACAGCGAGCACGACCAGGGCUCAGCAGACGACGAGCACGAGUCGUUUACCGGCUUUGGCGUCAACGAGGCGGAGCUGAACGAGAAGUUUCGUAUUGAAGCGGAGGAAGAGUGCGGCGACGUUGUGGCUCAGCGUGACGCGCUUCUGGCGGAAAUCGAGGCUCAACGCCAGCUUCUGGACAACAUGGGUGCGGAUGCACACUACCUCUCCGUUGGACAGGCGAGCACCGGCAUGACGGCGGAGCAGUAUGCCAUCAUGCUCACCGACGAGGUGAGCCGGUACGCCAAGUCGAAUCAGCUUCACCUGAACCACACUCUGGAAGAGAUGUCUGAGCAGCAGAAAGAUGGCGAGGCGUGGACCACUAUUGAGCGCGCUGCGUACGGCUUUCUCGACCGAUUCGGGAGGGAGCGAACUGCGACAGCGGACGUGGGCUGUCAAGUGUGUGACGCUGACCUGUGCUACGUCGACGCCGCUGUGCGCUCGACUGAGGAGCAGCUAGAGGACUUGUUCAUGCAUGAGAAGGCGCUGGUGAACGCUGUGCGGCUCGCCACGGUGGCGGUGGCCAACAUCAUGACCUUUCACGCCUCGCUGGAGAUGGAGUCGACGUGCCACGAGUGCUUCUUCGUCUUCGACAAGCCGCGGACGCUCUGGCCGUGCGGGCACACCUUCUGCCUCUCCUGUCUCUCCAACAUGUACAACCGUCGCGGCGAGCUCAUCUGUUCCGAGUGCGGGUCCGUCUGUGAGGUCGGGUACACCCCCAACGUUUCCGUUGAGCUCGUCGCCAACUACCAGACACUGUGCAAGCGCACCGAAUCCAACGAAGACUCCGAGCCUGAUGGCUCUCUAAAGAAGGAGUGCAAGCCACAGACGGUCGAGGGUGUUCUGCGCAGUUUGCUGAACGACCUGCUCUCGGCCCAGAGCAGCUGGACCGCCAUGCCCUCUGAACACUCCCCACUGAGGUUGGGAGUUGGCGCAUGA
Messenger RNA from Leishmania major strain Friedlin, 3303 nucleotides. RefSeq lists its product as hypothetical. The coding region runs from base 1 to 3303 and encodes 1100 amino acids. The record is from RefSeq and is a predicted model, not a curated record. Lineage: Eukaryota; Euglenozoa; Kinetoplastea; Trypanosomatida; Trypanosomatidae. The transcript has a single exon.